UGGGUCAUGCAGCCUCAAUAUCUAUGGAUAAAUACACAACAAUCAUCAUUCAAUAUAUUCAUCACCCGGAAGUGGAACUACACUUUUAACCACAUUCACCAACGGCGGCUUCUCACUUCUCCUCCCUCUUUAGUCUUUCCGCCACCUCACCAACCCCCAACAUAAAAACUAAGAUUCCUACCACUAACAACUAGUAACAUGUCCAUUUCUCUCUCCAUACUCCCCUCUCUCAGUCUCCACCACCAUACACAUACCCAUGCCCACCCUCCCCUCACCACCCGUUCCAUGUCUCUCCUCCGCACUCUAACCCACGCUCACCCUCUCCGCCAUCACCAGAAUCGUCGUCGCUUUUUCUCUCUGAUCACAGCCUCAGCCGUCCAACAAGAUACUACUCUUUUCACCCCCACCCCAAUCUCUCUCAUCGAACCCGCAGCUGAGUCCCUCUUCCACGUUUCCAUCGACGUCUCCGAUGCUCCUGAUAUCGCUUCCUCUUAUACCCGCCCUGGCCAGUACCUUCAGCUUAAGGUCCCUCAAUCCCCUAAACCUUCUUUUCUCGCCAUUGCUUCUCCUCCUUUUGUCUCCACCAAUAAGAAUAGGAAUAGCUUCGAACUCCAAUUUCUUGUUAAGACCGUCCCUGGCUCUACCGCGGAGCUUCUCUGUGACUUGAAGAAAGGUGAUGUUGUCGAAAUUACUGCUGCCAUGGGAAAUGGUUUUGAUGUUCAUCGGAUUUCUCCGCCUCACAUCUUUUCUACUGUCCUCAUUUUUGCUACUGGAUCUGGAAUCAGUCCUAUUCGAUCUCUUAUUGAGUCUGGAUUCAGUGCUGACAAAAGGUCAGAUGUGAGGCUUUAUUACGGAGCUAGAAAUUUGAAAAGGAUGGCCUACCAGGAUAGGUUUGAAGAUUGGGAAUCUUCUGGUGUUAAGAUUGUUCCAGUACUGUCUCAACCAGAUGAGGGAUGGACAGGUGAAACUGGUUUUGUGCAGGCUGCCUUUUGUAGAUCGAAAAACAUUUUGAAUCCAAAUGCUACAGGUGUCGUACUCUGUGGGCAGAAACAGAUGACUGAGGAAAUCACCUCCAUAUUGAGUGAAGAUGGAGUGUCAACUGACAAAAUACUCAAGAACUUCUAAAUAAUGAGAGGGAGUUCCGUAGCUGUUGUAUAAUUAUUUCGGGAAGCAAUUUUAUUUUCCCAAUUCAUUCAUUCUCAGUUUGCCUAGCAUUGAUUUUUCGCAGCUUGGAAAGCCAAAAAUAAACUUGUUAUAUCAAAUUUUGAAAUAAUUUAUGAUAGUUAAAUAUUACAAGAUUAGAAACAUUGUCCCAGUAUAUGGCAAGAUAAGAAACAUUGUCCCAGUA
Molecule: messenger RNA, 1348 nt
Organism: Beta vulgaris subsp. vulgaris (sugar beet)
Lineage: Eukaryota; Viridiplantae; Streptophyta; Magnoliopsida; Caryophyllales; Amaranthaceae
Product: fruit protein pKIWI502
Exons: 5
Coding region: 199-1125 (308 amino acids)
Molecular function (GO): oxidoreductase activity
Source: RefSeq, a predicted model, not a curated record